This is a messenger RNA of Closterium sp. Naga37s-1, 2793 nucleotides long. The record is from the annotation of a GenBank genome assembly. Lineage: Eukaryota; Viridiplantae; Streptophyta; Zygnematophyceae; Desmidiales; Closteriaceae.
AUGUUGCGCUUAUUUGCCUCGCAUGCGGCGCAGCAAUUCCAGCGCCACGCCGCCAAUCGCGCGUUCAGCGCGCUCGCCGCUUCUGCUGCAGGCGGAAUGGGCGGCGUCGCGGCGCGCAGGUGGGGCAGCGUGUGGAAAAAGUGCCGUCUGGACGCAGCCGCUGCUGCCCCCACCGCCGCCACGUGCGGCGCACCGUUCGAUUGCACGCAAGCCCCGUAUCCGUCCACCGUUGAUCUCGAUUUCACGCAGCUCACGCCUCUGGCGUUCGCGAGGCGCUUCAGCGCCGGUCCCGCCGCAUCUGGCGGCGACAUCGGCGCGGAACACGUUAAUAAGCCGCCCGAUAAGGCCGCUGCAAACGGUGGCAAUGGCAUUGGCAGUGCGGACAACGUCUACCUCCACCACACCAAGUACGCGUCAAUACCAAACUUCACCAUGGAAGAGAUCGACUGGGAGGCGGACGCGGCGCAGAGCAUGCUGGACCACGCGCGCAUCCUACGGAGCACGCACGUCCACGUGGCAGGCUCCUUAAUCUACCGCGCGCCCAGUGACAGCUUCAGUACUCGUAGCAGCAACAGUGGUACUACAACCACCACUGGUAAUAACGCCAUCGGUGAACGUCCCUCCUCCCCGCGCGGCGGCCCCCGCUCCCCGCACUCCGCGGCCAUGCGCUCCCGCUCCCCCUCACCCCCCCGCUCUCCCCCCCGCUCCGCCCACGGCUCCGCCCACCCCCUCCGCUUCACCUCCCGAUCCGCCUCCCGCCCCGCCUCCCGCUCCGGGCCGCGCCUACGUGACUACAUCGAAGCCCACUCGCGCUCACAGGCCUACAUCCACCCGUCAGAGGAACACCAGCACCAGCCCAUCCCGGUGCUCGGGAUUAUACCAGAGGAUUCCUCCGGUAGCCAUGACACGUCAGAAUCCAGCAGUUGCCACGUCAGCCGCCAGAUGGGAAGGGGGCCUCGGGUCGCCCAGAUGGAUGUGACGAAAACGGUGGUGGCGACAGCGCCGUUUCACGAGCUGGUGGAUGAAAUCCCGAGCGUGUGUGACUAUAACGAGAAUGGGGUGUACAGUGGCAGUAGCGAGGGCGGAGUGUGCAUUGUAACGCACGCGAGCGACACGGACGUGCUCCUGGGGGCAAUGCAGCUCAGUCAGGCGAAAGCUGACAAGCGGGUGGCGGCAGUUGUCCUAUCUGGUGGUACACCACCAACUCUCACCAUCGACCAUAUGAUCAGGCACCCCCCCACUCCCACCCCACUCCCGCCCGUCCUCCCGCCCGCCCGCCCUCCUUCCUCCCCCUAUCCCUCACAUGCAUUCAACCAACCUGUCUGUCCCCCUCCCUGUCCUGCUCUCCCCGCUCGCCCCACACGCCAUAAUCAACAAAGUGCUCAUCCCCUCUUCCUUCCUGCCUCCACCCCCUCCCCCUUCCCCUCCCCCUCCCCCUCCGCCUCCCCCUUCCCCCUUAUCUCUCGCCUGCAGUCCACCAACCUGUCCGCCUCGCUCCCGGUCCUCCUCUCGCCGCUCGACCCGCACGUCAUCUGUCUCUCAAUCGCCCGCGCCCACUCCUCCCUCCACGCCUCCUCCCCCGCCAAAAUCCGCCGAGCUCGCGACCUUUUCCAAGAACACGCUGACACCCCCGCCAUCCACCGCAUCCUCUUCCAGGAAGCUUCCUCCGCCAACCCCGCGCACGUCACCCCGCGCGUGUUCGAGUGCGGGAUAUUCUCACGGGCCCGCGAGGCUCAAUCGCAUGUAGUCCUGGCUAAGGGGACCGAGCCGAAGGUGGUGCAAGCGGCAGGGGAGGUUCUGAGGAGAUCGCUUUGCAAGCUGACUCUUCUAGGGAAUCCCGAGGAGGUGCUUUUGCAGGCGAAGAAUCAAUGCGUGGAUCUAUCCGGAGCUAAUAUUGUCGAUCCCGGAGCUAGCCCGGACCUGGAUCGGUACGUGGAGUUGAUUUGCCAGGCGCAGUUGGAGCGGGGGGUGACGAUGAGCGUGGAGGAGGCUCGGCGGCUGCUGCUUUCCGACCCUGCGUCGUUUGGUUCGGCGAUGGUUGCUGCAGGGGAGGCAGACGGUAUUGCGGUCGGCGGGAUUCGGCCGAAUGGGAACGGGAAGAUUGUGCGGGGGGUGAUCAAGACGCGCCCGGAAAUGCCCGUGGUUUCGGGGGUAGUUUUCAUGUGUCUCCCGGAUAAAGUGCUGGUUUACGGAGACAGCGCGGAAAACACCCUUCCUCUGAUUGGUUCCAACUCCACAGCUGUGGCACCGAGCCUGGGCGCUUCGGCGCCGACCAAUGGGAUCGCCACUGCUGAUCCAACGGCUGAGGAGCUUGCGAUGAUCGCCAUGUCAUCGGCUGACACGACGGCGGCCUUUGGCGUGGAGCCACGUGUCGCGCUGCUGUCCAGGCAACCAAACCAGCAGGGUGUUUCUCGAGGUCAUCUUGCGGAGAGAAUAGAGGAGGCAGCACAUAUAGUAAAGGAGCAACGGCCUGACCUAGCAGUCGAGGGGCCCCUUCCGUAUGCCACCGCUGUGGGUGACAAAAAAAGGAGCGGGUCUGUUUUAUUUGAUAACUCGGACGUGGCGGGGAAAGCUACAGUGCUGAUUUUUCCCGAUAUUCACAGCAGCACAGAUAUGUACAAGCAGCAGCGCACGUCGGGAGGUGUAGCGAUGGGAACUGUGUUGCAGGGUUUGAGGCGGCCUGUAAGUGACGUGACCAAUAGCGAUACUGUGAGGGACCUGGUUACGACGAUUGCCAUAACUGGUGUGCAGGCUGCAACCAUGGCAUCUGAUCCUGGUGCAUCUUCCUGCUAA